AGCAGGCGUUGCCGACUCCGGCAAGAGGGUCAGUGUGGAGGCGGGAGCCCGGGCGACCGGCUUGGAACUCCGUGCACGCGGGCCUGGAGCUGCGCCCCUCCGUCUUUUCCCGACUUCUGAUCCUCAGAGGGGCACUCGGAGCCUCAGCCUGGGUCGCAGUGCCUUCGGUCUGCGGGCCUCAGUUUCUCGGUCCGCGCCGGGGGUUUGUGGGGGCACCUGGAGACAUUUGGGCCGUUCUCGCAGUCUCGGGAGGUCGCACCCGCGCCUUGCCUGGCCUCACGGCGGCCGAUCUCGUUCUCCACUUUCUAGGUGGCGCUUGGACUCUCGCCCUCGGAGGGAGGCCCGUCCCACGGUCUCUGGCUACGGAUCCCUGGACCCUCUUCGCGGGCAAUUCGCGUAGCCUCAGAUUGCCUCGGAUGAUGGCCUGCGACUGACAGUCUCUCAGCUCUUCUCAGCUCUCCUGAGGCUGCAGCUGUCAGCUCCCUGAUCCUCAGCACUUGCCUGGACCAGUGCGGGUCUGCCACGCCCUGUUCAGCCAUCCCUGUCCUGUUGUGUCGUGCAAGCCACGUCCGUCCACACCCCCACCACCCACCAGUGCUGGCUCUCCUCUCUUCUCCCCUCUGCUCCCAGCAUGCCUCGUGGCCGGUGCCGUCAGCAGGGCCCUCGCAUUCCCAUCUGGGCAGCCACCAAUUAUGCCAACGCACAUCCAUGGCAGCAGAUGGACCAGGCGUCUCCUGGGGUGGCAUACACCCCCCUUGUGGAUCCCUGGAUUGAGCGGCCCUGCUGUGGGGACACCGUGUGUGUGCGAACAACCAUGGAGCAGAAGAGCACAGCUAGUGGCGCUUGUGGCGGUAAACCUGCAGAAAGGGGUCCCCUAGCUGGGCGCAUGCCCAGCUCCCGACCCCACAGGGUGGACUUCUGCUGGGUGCCAGGCUCAGACCCAGGCACCUUUGAUGGCUCCCCGUGGCUACUGGACCGCUUCUUGGCCCAACUGGGCGAUUACAUGUCCUUCCACUUUGAGCACUAUCAGGACAACAUCAGCCGUGUCUGCGAGAUCCUCAGGCGCCUAACAGGCCGAGCCCGGGCCUGGGCAGCUCCCUACCUUGAUGGGGAUCUGCCCCUGCCUGACGAUUACGAGCUCUUCUGCCAGGAUCUCAAGGAAGUUGUUCAAGACCCAAACAGUUUUGCCGAGUACCAUGCCGUGGUUCCCUGUCCCCUGCCCCUGGCCUCCAGCCAGCUGCCAGUGGCCCCUCAGCUGCCUGUGGUGAGGCAAUACUUAGCUAGGUUCUUAGAGGGCCUGGCACUCGACAUGGGUACUGCCCCCAGGUCUUUACCAGCCGCCAUGGCCACCCCUACUGCGUCUGGGUCCAACUCUAUAUCCCCUGGGCCCAAGGAGCCCCCAGUCCUGCCCAGUUCUUCACGUAGCUCCAAGCCUGGUCCUGUGAAACCAGCCUCUUCCCAGCCAGAGGAGGCAGCCCCCACGCCUGUCCCUAGACUGUCGGAGUCAGCUAAUCCUCCUGCCCAGAGACCAGACCCAGCUCAUCCAGGAAGUCCAAAACCCCAGAAAACAGAGGAGGAGGUUUUGGAGACAGAGGGAGACCAGGAGGUGUCCUUAGGUACCCCACAGGAGGUGGUGGAGGCCCCGGAGACCCCAGGAGAGUCACCACUUUCUCCUGGGUUCUGAACACAGCCCAGGUGGGAACAAUGCUUCCCCUCAUGAUAAAGUGGCCUGUGUGUCUUGAGAGCCCCAUAGUCCCCAGUCAGAGCAGAGUGGUGUCCCCAGAUGACUUUAGACCCCAUAGCUGGGCAAGAUGCGCUUGUUUUGGACUCUGUGCUGAGCAGAACCAGCUCCAACAACUCCAGCAGAACUUGACCUCCGCCCUGUGCCCUUUCCCUGCUGCUGGCUCUUGGCUGCAUCCCUGCCCAUCUCCUGGGAGUGCUGUCUCACCCAGGCCUGCUCUCACGAGGGGGUCGUUUUGUAGAUCAGCUCUCAGCAGAUACUUGCAUCAUCUUUGUCACCUCCACCCCCAUAAAACACCCCCCUUGGUGUCUUCCACACUGGCUGUGACUGAACUGGGUCGGCCACGUCUGCCCUGCUGGGACCUUGUUCCUGUAUGGGGUUUCUGUGUCUGUCCCCCUAGCCCCACCCUCUCUGCUUCCUGUGACUUCUGUCCCAGCUGGAAUGUGAGGAAGGCUGCCUGGAGGAAGUGGCCACUUUGAUUCUGCUGGAUGAGUGGGAUAGCAUCUUGGCAGAGAAUGAUGUUUCCUGUGGGUUUACCAGCAGUUCUGGGCAGCUGGGAGGUUUGGAUGCAGGAAGGUGGGAUGCAAGCCCCUUGCCAGGCUCAGCUGCAGGCAUUCCCCCUUUGUGUGUUAACGCUCUAGCUCUAGUCGUGCCUGGUGUUCUGAAGCAGGCUCCUCUUCCCUGCCGCUGCGCUGCCGUCCCCUGCUCACUCCGCACUCGCAUGCAUGGCGGAUUCAGCACUUAAGCCCUGGUGUGUAAAUGACUUGGAUCUCCCUCCUGGCAGACGGUGACCCUCAGCACAGGGGCUCUAUCUUAGUCAGCUCUGUAGCCUGGUACACAAUUGGUGCUCAUUAAACACGUGUUGGAUUACUGGCUGAGCCUGUGGUGCAAUGGCUGCCUACCAGC
This is a messenger RNA of Nomascus leucogenys (northern white-cheeked gibbon), 2647 nucleotides long. RefSeq names its product retrotransposon Gag like 10 (gene RTL10). Lineage: Eukaryota; Metazoa; Chordata; Mammalia; Primates; Hylobatidae. The record is from RefSeq and is a predicted model, not a curated record.